This is a messenger RNA of Sardina pilchardus (European sardine), 774 nucleotides long. RefSeq names its product granzyme B(G,H)-like. Gene Ontology annotation, biological process: proteolysis. Lineage: Eukaryota; Metazoa; Chordata; Actinopteri; Clupeiformes; Clupeidae. Gene Ontology annotation, molecular function: serine-type endopeptidase activity. The coding region runs from base 4 to 774 and encodes 256 amino acids. The transcript has 5 exons. The record is from RefSeq and is a predicted model, not a curated record.
GUCAUGGGUGGUGCAACUCUUCUCUGCCUUCAGCUGGCAGCUUCCUUGCUGUUGCUGGGUUUCUCAAGUGCCCAGGGUGGGUAUGUGGGCAUUGUGAAUGGCACAGUAGCAAAAAAAGACUCCAGGCCCUACAUGGUCUCUGUGCAGAGAAAUAAGAAUCAUAUCUGUGGUGGCUUUCUGGUGUCUGAGUCAUUUGUCAUGACUGCAGCUCAUUGUAUCACUUGGGGAGUGGAUUUGACUGUUGUGGUAGGAGGACAUGACAUUACAAACCAGAAAAGUGGCACAAGGAUACCAGUGAAAUAUUACCAUGUCAACCCCGGAUACAUACCUGAGACUUUUCAGAAUGACAUUGCAAUUCUACAGCUGGCAGAAGGAGCAAAACAGUCCAAUGUAAAGCGGAUUUCUAUUCCUGAGAAAGACAAAGACAUCAAAGGGGCAGAGGUUUGCAGUGUGGCGGGAUGGGGGGCAACAAAAACCAAUGGCGGUGAAAACAACCUCCUUCUGGAGGCAGAUGUGGUUAUCAUGAAAAAAGAAGAGUGCAAGAAAUUAUGGAAAAAAUACUUCAGUGAAAAAAUGCUUUGUGCGAAUGGUAAAGCAGGCUUUUGCCAGGGUGACUCGGGUGGCACUCUGGUUUGCAAGAACAAGGCUGUGGGAGUAGUGUCGUUCAACGAGAGACAGAACUGUGACAAGCCAAAAAAGCCAAAUGUCUACACAAAGAUAUCAGCAUAUCUGCCCUGGAUAAAGAGUAUUUUAAAGAGUGUGAAACUGAAAUAA